AUGGUAAAGGGUAUAAUCGCGAUUUCUUUUCACGGGUUUAUAGUAGCGGCCGCGGUAGCUCUCGCGAUGUGGGCGGCGGGCGUGAACGCUGGCGCAGCGCGCUAUGAUACUGCUACUCCCUACACUCCACCUUCUUCAAAAUACAAAUACAUACCCCUACAUUCCAGUUACACAAACGAAGAAUCACUUGCAUCGACCGACGAAUCUGAAGAAAGCGGCUGGGGUUCAAGGAUGCCGAUUUCAGAAAUUAUCCUCACAGUUUUUCGAACCGCUCUCGAUGUUGUUAGAAAAGUUAAUAAGAACCGAUCCAGUAUACCGCUGCUUUCUCCAAAGGCGAAUAGUACCGCAGUCCAGUUGCGUCGCACCAAUGUUAAUAACGAAACAUCGCAAAACGGCCGAGGAUUCGAGGAUUAUUACGACGAGCAUCACUAUCACGACCAUGACCACCAUGAGACUACCACCGUGAAGCCUAUGAAACAGGGCAGAUACGAUGACCCCUGGGCUGGAUACUACGACUGGAUAAUUAAUGAGGGUUCCUUCAAAUUCUGGAGCGUAUUUCAACUCUUCACCGUCGCACUGCUUCUCUACGCGUGUCUAUCGGCCAUCUACUAUGCCAAGUUCAAUCCUAUUCUUCCAGACUACAGCAUGGAAUAUGAUGACUAUUUCUUACAACGUACAGUAGGUAGAAGCGCCAGAAGCCUCGACAGUUCGGAAAUGCCAUCAGGAUUAAGUUGGAUAAACCCUACGACUUUCCAAUUCAUUUUGGAUGCAAUAUCGAAGCAUUAUGAAUAA
Molecule: messenger RNA, 792 nt
Organism: Melitaea cinxia (Glanville fritillary)
Lineage: Eukaryota; Metazoa; Arthropoda; Insecta; Lepidoptera; Nymphalidae
Exons: 4
Coding region: 1-792 (263 amino acids)
Source: RefSeq, a predicted model, not a curated record